Molecule: messenger RNA, 1530 nt
Organism: Aspergillus wentii DTO 134E9
Lineage: Eukaryota; Fungi; Ascomycota; Eurotiomycetes; Eurotiales; Aspergillaceae
Product: putative GABA permease
Exons: 8
Coding region: 1-1530 (509 amino acids)
Biological process (GO): transmembrane transport
Cellular component (GO): membrane
Molecular function (GO): transmembrane transporter activity
Source: RefSeq, a predicted model, not a curated record
AUGGACGAUGUUAAUCUGGCACGACUGGGGAAGAGGCCGGUUUUGAAGCGGAAUUUUGGCUUCCUGUCGAUGCUGGGAUUUAGCUGUACUAUCCUGAUUACUUGGGAGGGUAUUGUCGUACUAUUUCUACAGGCAUUUCAAAAUGGUGGCCCAGCAGGUGCUGUAUAUGGCUUCAUCUUUGUCUGGGCUGGUGUUGCGGCGACCUUUGCUGUUCUAUCAGAGCUGGCAUCCAUGGCACCAACAUCCGGAGGACAGUAUCAUUGGUGUUCAAUGCUGGCUCCUCCAUCUACAAUGAAACUUGUCAGUUAUAUAACAGGCUGGCUCACAGUCAUCGGAUGGCAAGCAACAUUUGCAACCUCAUGCUUUCUAGCUGGAACUCUUAUCCAAGGUCUGAUUGUUCUCACUAAUACUGACUAUCAGCCUAAACCAUGGCAUGGGACUCUUCUUUUCUGGGCUGUUGCCGUAUUCUCCCUGGUAAUCAACAGUGUAGGAGGAAAGCUUCUACCUCGAUUUGAAGGAUUGAUUCUGGUUCUCCAUAUUCUUGGUUUUAUCGCUAUCAUUGCCCCUGUUACGGCGAUGGCUGAACAUACCAGCGGAAAAGAGGUUUUUACCACGUUCUUGAAUAUGGGAGAAUGGCCUAGGCAAGGUUUAUCAUUCUUCGUUGGCCUAAUGGGGUGUGUAUUUGCAUUUGCUGGUGGUGAUGCUGCAGUUCAUAUGUCUGAGGAAAUCGACAACGCACCAGUCGUCGUCCCUCGUUCGAUCAUGUUAAGCGUUUUGAUAAACGGAGCACUCGGAUUCAGCAUGUUGAUCGCCAUGCUCUUCUCUCUUGGUGAUAUUGAUACUGCUCUCGAUUCUCCGACUGGAUACCCUUUUAUGCAGAUAUUUUUGCAAGCUACUGGUUCUGUGGCUGGAACGACUGUGCUAUGCUCUAUUAUUACUAUCAUGGGAAUGUGCACUUCUGUGGGUAUGUUGGCCUCUACUUCUCGACAGUUUUGGUCUUUUGCGAGGGAUCGAGGGAUUCCAGGCUGGAAAUUGUGGAGUGAGGUCACUUCUACUGCAAUUCCCAUCUACUCCGUCGCUCUCACGACCACCAUCGCCUGUCUUCUCGCGCUUAUUAACAUCGGCUCUGAAGUAGCCUUCAACGACCUCGUCUCCAUGUCUAUAUCCGGCUUGUAUCUGUCCUACCUCGUCGUCGCCAUUCUCCUCCUCUAUAGACGCUGCACCUCCGGAAUCCAAACACCCAAAAGCAACAGCAACACAACCAUCGUCAAUACCGCCGGCGCCCAACUCGUCUGGGGCCCAUUCCAUCUUCCAUCCAUUUGGGGCAUCGCAGUUAAUACGUUCUCUAUCAUCUACAUGGUGAUAGUUAUCUUCUUUAGCUUCUGGCCCCCAGACAAGGAUGUUACCAUCCAAACGAUGAACUUUAGCGUUGUCGGGACUAUGGGGGUUGUUAUUCUCAGCCUUGUAUAUUAUUUCCUCCGUGCAAGACGGGGCUAUCAAGGGCCUGUUGUGGAGAUAGUUUAUACUUGA